CGUCUUGUUCUUCCCCAAGAGGGCAGAACAAAACUCAACACUUACCCGGACAGAGAUUUCUACGCUUAUCCACGCUUUGUGACCCAUGUUGAUGAUGGCUUCAUUUCCACAUUAACCAAUCUCUACAGACAAAAGUUGAGGCCUAACUCAGAGAUUCUUGAUCUUAUGAGUUCAUGGGUCAGCCAUUUACCAGAAGAGGUUGAGUACAAAAAAGUGGUUGGGCAUGGACUCAAUGCACAAGAACUUGCCAAGAACCCAAGGCUGGACUAUUUCUUUGUCAAGGAUCUGAACCAGGAUCAGAAGCUGGAGUUGGAGAGCUCCAGUUUUGAUGCAGUUUUGUGCACAGUCAGUGUGCAGUAUCUUCAACAGCCUGAGAAGGUGUUUGCAGAGGUGUUUAGGGUUCUAAGGCCAGGAGGGGUGUUUAUUGUGAGCUUUAGCAAUCGAUUGUUCUAUGAGAAAGCCAUAGGCGCAUGGAGAGAUGGGAGUGCAUACAGCAGAACACAAUUGGUUGUGCAAUACUUUCAAUCUGUGGAAGGGUUCACGCAAGCUGAAAUAAUUAAGAAAUUACCAGACCCUAAUGGUGGUGGUGGUGGUAGUCCACAAAAUAAAUCACCAUUCAGUUGGGUCAUGGGUUUGCUGGGAUUGCUAUCCGGGUCGGAUCCCUUUUAUGCAGUGAUAGCUUACAAGAACUUCAAGCCUGUAUAUGAAUGAACAAUAGCUUACCAGAACUUCAAACUCUUACUCUGUUCCCAAAUGAAGCAUGCAGUAUGCAGACGUUGGACUCUGUUUGUCCUUUCAAUUCUUGUAAUUGUGAGGGUUUCUAUUCCCUGUCUGUCAGGCUAUGAUGUUAGAAAUACAAAAAUGAACACCACC
Molecule: messenger RNA, 873 nt
Organism: Prunus mume (Japanese apricot)
Lineage: Eukaryota; Viridiplantae; Streptophyta; Magnoliopsida; Rosales; Rosaceae
Product: S-adenosyl-L-methionine-dependent methyltransferases superfamily protein
Molecular function (GO): S-adenosylmethionine-dependent methyltransferase activity
Source: RefSeq, a predicted model, not a curated record